Molecule: messenger RNA, 1480 nt
Organism: Vicia villosa (hairy vetch)
Lineage: Eukaryota; Viridiplantae; Streptophyta; Magnoliopsida; Fabales; Fabaceae
Product: phenolic glucoside malonyltransferase 1-like
Exons: 1
Coding region: 41-1399 (452 amino acids)
Source: RefSeq, a predicted model, not a curated record
UGUGAUAAACCUUUCUUUCUUUCUUUUUUUUCUUUCUCCAAUGGCACAACAAGAACAAUCAUUCAAAAUUAUUGAAGUUUGCAAUGUUGAGCCAUUUCAUGAACCAUCAAAACCUUCUCAAUCACCAACCUCACUUCCCUUAACUUUCUUUGAUCUUCUAUGGUUAAGAUUUCCACCAGUUCAACGUCUCUUUUUCUAUGAACUCACAAACUCAACCACUUUUUUCUAUGAAAUUCUUCUUCCAAAUCUCAAAAACUCUCUUUCACUCACACUUGAACUUUUUCUCCCUCUUUCCGGCAACAUAAUUUGGCCUAUUGAUUCAUCAAAACCAAUCAUAAACUAUGUUCACGGCGAUUCUGUUUCCUUUACCGUUGUUGAGUCCAAAGAAAGUUUUGAAGAUCUUUCUUCAAAUCAUUGUGAAGCUUCAAAGAGACAUCACUUGAUACCUCUUUUGAAAACUUCAGAUGAAAAAGCUUCUUUGAUUUCAAUUCAAGUCACUUUGUUUCCGAACAAAGGUUUUUGCAUUGGAAUAUCCACACACCAUGUUGCUUUUGAUGGAAAAUCUUCAACCAAUUUUAUGAAAUCAUGGUCUUAUAUUACAUGUUCUAACCCUAACCUUGGAAAUGUAACACCUUGUUUUGAUAGAUCAGUGGUAGAAGAUCAUUAUAGUGGAAUCAGUGAAGCAUAUGCUGAUGCUUUGAUGAAUCAUUAUGGACCAAAUAAUAAAAGUCUCAAGGUUUGGGAAUUUCCUGGUAGGUUGAAAAAUGAUGCAGUUAAAAGUUUAUUUGAAUUAUCACCUUCAAAUAUUCAAAAGCUUAAGAAGAAUGCAAAAAAUGAGAUGAAAAUGAAUGUUAUAAAUCUGUCAACUUUUUCAGUUACAUGUGCUUAUGUGAUAUCAUGUUUAGCAAAAACAGAAGAACUAAAGGAUGAAAAGGUGAGUUUCAUAUUUAGUGUGGAUUGUAGAACAAGAUUGGAACCUUCAAUUUCUUCUAUGUAUUUUGGUAAUUGUGUUGUAGGACAUAUUAUAAAGCUUGAGACAAAGAAGUUAAUGGGAAAAGGUGGAUUUUUAAGUGCUUUAGAAGGGAUUAGUGAACGUUUGGAAAAGGUGAAAAAUGGAGUGUUAGAUGGAGCUGAAAAUUGGUUGCAUGAUAUGUUAAACCCUAAGGAGAGUUUUAAACUCUAUUCUACUGCUGGAUCACCAAGGUUUGAAGUCUAUGAUAUUGAUUUUGGAUUUGGAAAGCCAAAGAAAGUUGAUAUGGCUUCAACAGAUAAAACAGGUGCAUUUUCUCUUAGUGAGAGUAAGAAUCACAAUGGUGGAAUUGAGAUUGGUUUGGCUUUGAACAAGCAUGAGAUGGAAGCCUUUUCAACCCUUUUUGUUCAAGGGCUUGAGGCCAUUUGAAAUUUUAAAAGUUAGUAUUAAACGUUUGGGUGAACAAAAUUUGAUCCUCUUAUAAAAAAAUCUGAAAGAGUAUUAUUUGUA